CUUGGUUCAAAAAUUGCCAUGGAAACAGACAGGGAAAAUGCGGGGAUGGGGAAAUGACUUUGAAUGGUCCCACCGGAUUGUUCCUUAUUGGUGUCAUUCGUGUGACAUGCCUCGCUAAUCUGAAAAUACACACAGUUUGCAAAAGUUAUAGUGAGCAUCAUCUUUCUUCAAUAAUGAUACAAUUAUCGCCUUAUGGCCAGCGAGUCGUACUAAGAAUCAACCUUAUUGGAAUGUGGAUAGCUGUCCUUGUGAGUGUUAGAAACUUCACUAUCUGUUAUAGUCAAUAUAGAAAGACGAAAGGAAAGAUGUAAGCAAUGAAUUCAAUCUUUUGGGGAUGAUGUCUAACUUUUUUUUCUUUGCGUAG
Rhizopus microsporus ATCC 52813 is the source of this 364-nucleotide messenger RNA. RefSeq lists its product as uncharacterized. The transcript has 2 exons. NCBI's taxonomy places the organism in Eukaryota, Fungi, Mucoromycota, Mucoromycetes, Mucorales, Rhizopodaceae. The record is from RefSeq and is a predicted model, not a curated record. Bases 54 to 311 code for a protein of 85 amino acids.